Peronospora belbahrii is the source of this 1050-nucleotide messenger RNA. The record is from the annotation of a GenBank genome assembly. Lineage: Eukaryota; Oomycota; Peronosporomycetes; Peronosporales; Peronosporaceae.
AUGGCGUCUGAGCUUGUAUCAGUUAAUGCAACAAGGACAGCAGCAUCUGUACCUGUCAAGCUUGUAGAGUCUUCAGCCACACAAUUACCAGCUUCUGCCACCAGCGUGCGUCUAUGUAAUAGCAGCUUCACCUCCCGACACUUUGCAGGUGGCGCUAUCGGUGGUAUGACUGCUGCACUUAUUACGUCGCCAUUGGAAGUCGUCAAGACACGACUGCAGAUACGAGGUGGCACCGGAUCCUUUGGGACCCAGACGACGUUUGGUGUCAUGCGUUCGAUUGGGCAAUCCGAGUCGAUUUUGGGACUGUGGAGAGGUAUCACGCCCACACUGAUUGGUGUCAUCCCGGCACGCGCGAUCUACUUUGGCUCGUACUCGACUUUUAAGGACAAGUUCAAGGCAUAUGGCCUGAAUGGUCGUGUCUUUAACUUUCUGUCGGCUGCGGGGGCUGGAUCUAUCGCGGCGACGUUGUGUUGUCCGAUUUGGGUCGUCAAGACACGUCAGCAGCUCUUACCAGCGCAUGCAAUGACAACGUCUGUUGCGAGCUCGCGUCGGAACGUCGUGUUGGUAGGCUUUGCAGAAUUUGAAACGGCUGUUGCGACGAAAGCCAGACCGCAUUUCUCGAGUGUCCGUCAAGUGGCAGUUGAUAUGUACCGUAAAGAAGGUCCGCGGGCAUUUUUCCGGGGACUAUCAGCUUCGUACUGGGGAAUCUCAGAAAGCGCCAUCCAGUUUGCGUUGUACGAGGAAUGCAAGGAUCGUAUUGAAAAGCCGACGAACCUCAAGUAUUUCUUAACGGCUGGUGCCUGCAAGCUGCUUGCGUCAAUGUGCACUUAUCCACACGAGGUUGUCCGAACUCGUAUGCGAGAUCAACGCGCUCCAAUGGAUUCAAAGGAGCUGAAAUAUCGAUCAAUGAUUCAGUCAAUCGUUACAAUAUAUAAGGAAGAAGGAAGACGUGGAUUAUAUUCAGGAAUGCCAGCGCAUCUAAUGCGUGUCGUACCAAAUGCCGCAAUUUUGUUCCUGGUGGUAGAGAUUAUUGCAAAGAAGAAGGAGUAA